CCCCCCUCGCCUUCCCGCCCGCCCCUAUUGUUCCGCCCCCGGCCUCCCGCCCUUCCCCUUCCCGCCCGCUCCCCUUUUCCCCUCAGUCGCCUCGCGCCUGCAGUUCUUGGCUUUCACCUUCCCUCCCCCCCACCAGUGACCAAAGACUUUACCAUUCAAAGUCCAGCUCCCCAGAAUACUGCUCGACAUGGACACCGGUGUGAUUGAAGGUGGAUUAAACGUCACUCUCACCAUCCGGCUACUUAUGCAUGGAAAGGAAGUUGGCAGUAUCAUCGGAAAGAAAGGAGAAUCAGUUAAGAAGAUGCGAGAGGAGAGUGGUGCACGUAUCAACAUCUCAGAAGGGAAUUGUCCUGAGAGAAUUAUCACUUUGGCUGGACCCACUAAUGCCAUCUUCAAAGCCUUUGCUAUGAUCAUUGACAAACUGGAAGAGGACAUCAGCAGCUCUAUGACCAAUAGCACAGCUGCCAGUAGACCCCCAGUCACCCUGCGGCUGGUGGUCCCUGCUAGUCAAUGUGGCUCUCUCAUUGGGAAAGGCGGUUGCAAGAUCAAGGAAAUAAGAGAGAGUACAGGGGCUCAAGUCCAGGUGGCAGGGGAUAUGCUCCCCAACUCAACUGAGCGGGCCAUCACUAUUGCUGGCAUUCCGCAAUCCAUCAUUGAGUGUGUGAAACAAAUCUGCGUGGUCAUGUUGGAGACUCUCUCCCAGUCCCCUCCGAAGGGCGUGACCAUCCCGUACCGGCCCAAGCCGUCCAGUUCACCGGUCAUCUUUGCAGGUGGUCAGGACAGGUACAGCACAGGCAGCGACAGUGCGAGCUUUCCCCACACCACCCCGUCCAUGUGCCUCAACCCUGACCUGGAGGGACCACCUCUAGAGGCCUAUACCAUUCAAGGACAGUAUGCCAUUCCACAGCCAGAUUUGACCAAGCUGCACCAGUUGGCAAUGCAACAGUCUCAUUUUCCCAUGACGCAUGGCAACACCGGAUUCAGUGGCAUUGAAUCCAGCUCUCCAGAGGUGAAAGGCUAUUGGGCAGGUUUGGAUGCAUCUGCUCAGACUACUUCUCAUGAACUCACCAUUCCAAAUGAUUUGAUUGGCUGCAUAAUCGGGCGUCAAGGCGCCAAAAUCAAUGAGAUCCGUCAGAUGUCUGGGGCGCAGAUCAAAAUUGCGAACCCAGUGGAAGGAUCUACUGAUAGGCAGGUUACCAUCACUGGAUCUGCUGCCAGCAUCAGCCUGGCUCAAUAUCUAAUCAAUGUCAGUUUAGAAAACGCUAAACCCUCCUCCCAGGCAGCCUCCGUCACGAUCCCUGAUCACCUCAGCAUCAACCUCUCUCAACCCUCCACCCCUUCUUCUUCUUCCUCCUCCACCACCACCCCCUCGCUCGCCACAGCGGGGACCUCCGACGCACCCUCCAGCCUCCCCAACCCUCUUCCGACCGCCCCUUGUGUCUCCAGUCUGCUUGGCAUGAAACCCAUCCCUCUCCUGGCUCUAAAUGUUGUGUCUGCUGCUAAGGGUACCGGGGCUUCAGCUGCCACCACCACCACCUCUGCCGUGCCAUGUGUAACUAACAAACUGAAAGGCGAGAAACAGAGAUUCUCCCCCUACUGAUUGCGUAUCUUGAGGCACCCCCUCAAGUAAUUCUUGGUUCAUUUUGUUUUCCUUUGUUAACAUUGGUGAGAAACAAUUGUGAGCUUGUGACAUUUCCUUUUUACUAUUUGGGGGAUAACUGGGUGGGGGUGGGGGCAAUGGUAACGGUGUUUAGGUUUAGGCCAUUUCAGCUGAGUGCCUGUUUCUGAGUCUGAUUUGUUGAAUAUUUUAUCUAGAGCCACAGUUCUUGCUCUUUCUCAUUCUGUUACUUUUUUGUAGCUUUAUUCUGCCUUGCAAUAUAACAAUGUGUUAGGCUCUGUGUUAAUGAAUAAAAGCUUCUCCA
Messenger RNA from Eptesicus fuscus (big brown bat), 1922 nucleotides. It is a transcript of the gene PCBP2, whose product is annotated as poly(rC) binding protein 2. Gene Ontology annotation, cellular component: cytoplasm; nucleoplasm; nucleus. NCBI's taxonomy places the organism in Eukaryota, Metazoa, Chordata, Mammalia, Chiroptera, Vespertilionidae. The coding region runs from base 188 to 1600 and encodes 470 amino acids. The transcript is spliced from 15 exons. Gene Ontology annotation, molecular function: mRNA binding; single-stranded DNA binding. The record is from RefSeq and is a predicted model, not a curated record. Gene Ontology annotation, biological process: regulation of gene expression; regulation of RNA metabolic process.